AUGGCGACGAUGCUCUCGCGCCGCCUGAGCCUCGCCCAGGCGCGCCAGCUCCUUGCGCCGCGCUUAUCAAAGUCAGCAACGUCGACCUCUGGGCCAGCGCUUGCUCGCUUUCUGCACGCCGCGCCGCCGUCAAAAGAGAAGGCGAACAACCCGCAUCAAGUCCUCACGCUGCCGAACGCGAUCACGUUCACUCGGAUUCUAUCGACGCCGUACCUUGGCUACCUCAUUGUCUCGGGCAGCUAUCCUGCUGCCAUUGGAGUGCUUGGCGCGGCCGGAUUCUCCGACUGGUUGGACGGGUACCUCGCCCGAAAGCUCGACCAAAAGACGAUCGUGGGUACAUUUCUCGACCCGCUCGCCGACAAGGUCAUGGUCGGCACGCUCUGCGUGAGCAUGGGCUACGCAGGUUUGCUGCCGCUCCCGCUUGUCGUUGUGAUCUUUGGCCGGGACCUCCUGCUCAUUGGCGGCACGCUCUACCAUCGGUACCACACAAAGACAAACAGCUCGGCAUUCUUCCAGACGGACGACCUCACGUCAUUCGAAGUGAACCCGAGCAACCUCUCCAAGGCCAACACGGCCCUGCAGUUUGCCACGCUCGGCGGCGCGCUCCUCAACGCCGCGUUUCAAAUGCCGGGCGACCUGGCCAUGAAUGUCAUGUUUGGCUCAGUCGCUCUCUCGACGUUCGCCUCUGGCAGUAUGUACCUGCGCGACUACCUCAACAAAUCGGGCAUGUUCCAGCAUUUGAAAAAGUAA
Molecule: messenger RNA, 750 nt
Organism: Saprolegnia diclina VS20
Lineage: Eukaryota; Oomycota; Saprolegniomycetes; Saprolegniales; Saprolegniaceae
Exons: 4
Coding region: 1-750 (249 amino acids)
Biological process (GO): cardiolipin biosynthetic process
Cellular component (GO): membrane; mitochondrion
Molecular function (GO): cardiolipin synthase activity
Source: RefSeq, a predicted model, not a curated record